Messenger RNA from Sus scrofa (pig), 3756 nucleotides. Lineage: Eukaryota; Metazoa; Chordata; Mammalia; Artiodactyla; Suidae. The record is from RefSeq and is a predicted model, not a curated record.
UCCCCGCCUCCGGCCUGCUGGGCGGUGGCGACCGCCGCGGCCCGCAAGGAUUUGAAACCGUUUCGUAGCGGCGGCGACGGCGGCGGCGGCGGCCCAUCGGAAAGCUUGCAUGCUGAAUAAUGGAAAUGGGAAGUGAAGAAGAAAAAUGGGAGAAGCUGGAUUCGGAAUUCGAUCACUUUGUGGUAGAUAUGAAGCCCUUUGUUCUAAAAUUACCCCAUAGGUCAGAGCGGCAGCGGUGUGCGCUUUGGAUUAGAAAACUGUGUGAGCCCUCAGGAACAGGUGCAGGGAUAAUGGGCAGGAAGAAUCGGAAUCUGUACGCAAAACUCUUACUGCACAUGCUCAAGCGAGGGGUGCUCGAAGGCCCCUUCACACACCGACCCGAACCAGGGACGCUAAAAACCUUGCCUUCGUACAUGUCCAUCUAUUUUGAUGAACCAAAUCCAGCACAAGCAAAAGGUUCAAGCCCAGAAGGACUACCAGACUGGGUAAUGGGUGAGCUGGGGACCAGUGAGCACAAGUUAAAUGAAUCAUGGAAGCUUUCUUCUGGAGAAGAUUACUCUUUGGUGCAGUCGCCGACCAAUGUCCACAGUAGGGAACAAUGCAUUGCAAAGCUCCAAACCAGAUCGCAGUCCAUGAGUCCAACCUACAGAGAAGACGGACAGAUUAUUACCCCAAAGAGUUCUGAAGGUCAUUCGCAAAAAUCUGCUCUUUGUUUGGAUGACAGUGACAUCGAAGCUCGCCUUAAUAGUUGGAACCUUGGGAUAGAAAAUCCUCGGUACCUGAGACAGAAGCCUAUCCCAAUUACUUUGAUGACUCCCAAAUUCAGCCUGAGAAAAUCCAGCAGCCUCCAUGAUGAUCAUUUAUGUUCUCGAAUGCAUGAGAAAGAGUUGGACAUGAAAACAAAAAUGAUGGAAGCUAAAUAUCAUGAAGAGAAACUUAAAUUGCAACAGAAACAUGAUGCUGAUGUUCAGAAGAUUUUAGAAAGAAAGAAUAAUGAAAUAGAAGAAAUGAAAACUUUAUACAAAAAGAAGCAAAAUGAAACAGAGGAGACUAUUAGAAAACUUGAAAAGAAAGUUCAGACCCUUAUACGUGAAUGUCAAGUUAUCAGAGAGACCAAAGAUAACCAGAUUGCAGAGUUAAAAAAGAUAUGUGAACAAAGUACAGAAUCUCUGAAUAAUGAUUGGGAGAAAAAGCUCCACAAUGCUGUAGCUGAAAUGGAAAAGGAGAAGUUUGAACUUCAAAAGCGGCACACUGAAAAUAUUCAAGAGUUGCUUGAGGACACGAACAUACGUCUGAAUAAAAUGGAGGGUGAAUACAUGGCGCAAACACAAUCCACAAACCAGAUGAUCAAAGAACUGGAGUCUCGUGUCCAGCAACUGACUGGAGAAGCAGAGAACAGUAAUUUACAGAAACAGAAAUUAGUUCAAGAAAAAUUGGAACUUGAGAGAUGUUACCAGAUAACUUGUAAUGAAUUGCAAGAAGUAAAGGCAAGGCGCAACACACUGCACAAAGAGAAAGAUCAUCUUGUAAAUGAUUAUGAGCAGAGCAUGAAACUAUUACAAACCAAAUAUGAUGCUGAUAUAAACCUUCUGAAAAAGGAACAUGCUCUUUCAGCUUCUAAGGCAUCUGGUAUGAUUAAAGAAUUAGAACAGACUAUCUGUCAAUUAAAACAGCAGUUACAGGAAUCAGAACUUCAAAGGAAGGAACAACUAAAGGAUCAAGAAAAUAAGUUUCAAAUGGAGAAAAGUCAUUUAAAACACACCUAUGAAAAAAAGGUUCAUGACUUGCAGAGUGAACUUGAUAAAGAAAAAGAAGAUACUCAAAAGAAAAUUCAUAAGUUUGAGGAGGCUUUGAAGGAAAAAGAAGAACAGCUAACUCGGGUGACUGAAGUUCAGAGGUUGCAGGCCCAGCAGGCAGACGCUGCUCUGGAAGAGUUCAAGCGGCAGGUGGAACUGAACUCAGAGAAAGUCUACGCUGAAAUGAAAGAGCAGAUGGAAAAAGUGGAAGCAGAUCUAACUAGAUCCAAGUCUCUUCGUGAGAAACAAUCGAAGGAAUUUCUGUGGCAGCUGGAAGAUGUCAAGCAGCGAUAUGAGCAGCAGAUAGUAGAGCUGAAGCUGGAGCAUGAACAGGAGAAGACGCACCUAUUACAGCAGCAUAACGCAGAGAAGGAUAGCCUAGUCCGAGACCAUGAACGGGAAAUUGGAAACCUGGAGAAACAGCUUCGCGCUGCCAAUAUGGAGCACGAAAAUCAAAUCCAAGAGUUCAAGAAACGAGAUUCACAGGUUAUUGCUGACAUGGAGGCACAAGUCCACAAGUUGAGAGAAGAGCUGAUUAAUGUGAAUUCCCAGCGAAAACAGCAGCUGGUAGAGCUUGGUCUUCUUCGUGAAGAGGAGAAGCAAAGGGCUGCACGGGACCAUGAGACCACUGUCAACAAACUGAAGGCUGAGUCAGAAAAGAUGAAGAUGGAGCUGAAAAAGACUCAUGCUGCGGAGACAGAGAUGACGCUGGAAAAGGCCAACAGCAGGCUGAAGCAGAUUGAGAAGGAAUACACUCAGAAGCUUGCCAAAUCUUCACAGGCCUUGACAUCAGGACGACUCCAGACAGUUUCUGUUUAUUACUUUAUAACUCUGUAAUCUAGUUUCGUCAUCAAAUAAUCAUUGGAAAACUGAGCUUCAAGGAAAACAUCGUACUAACUUGCCCAGGGUUUCUUAACAACCGGCCGUCCCCCUGUAGAACCAACAGCACUGCGUUCUAGCCCAGGAUGAAGAUCGCCCUUUUAUUCGAAGAAACAACCAUUUCCUGCUUUUAAAAGGUCGACACUAUUGAAUUUGAAAGGAAAUGGAUACAUCCAAACCAAAGGAAGAGCCGUGCUCCCAGUAAACCCACUAACUAAAAAGGUCAUCAGAGUUACUUUGAGAACUUGGAGGGAGCCCAGUCAUGGGGAGAACCAACUCGCAGACGUAGGGAAUACUGCAAGAGUCUCUGAAGUGACUGGUUUGAGCCAAAAAUCAAAAAGUUUAUGAUCCGUUAGGAAGAAAGCAGCCUAUGGGGAACUACAUCAUGAUAAACUUCCCUUCAAUACCGUAACCUUGUCUAAAAGAAAGACACAUCCUAGGUAGUUAAGAGGAGCCAACCAGUACAACAGUCAGUCUGUCUACACAGUUCAGAUUCUCCCUGUCUCCUGGUUGGAUGUCGAUUUCAGCAGUUGGACCUCUUUCUGUGCCUCUGUUUCUCCAUUUAGAAGAGCUGGGCAAUGAUAACGCUUUCUCCCAGGAGUAAAUGACAGAGGGACUCAAGUUCUUAGCACAAUGCGCAAGCAUUAGUAAACACUCCAAAAUCAUUCUGUAGAAUUAGGUAACUGUGAAGAAUGAACCCUGUUCAUGAUUUUCAUUGCUUGUUAGAGUUCAAAGUAUCAUGAAAGGCAGAAUAGCUUUUUUCACUCUAAUAAGUGUGUUUCUCAGUAACAUAAACUCUGACACAUUUCAUAUUUUUGAGAUCACAGAUGUUCCUUCCUCUGAUGAGCAAAUACUGUGGAAUGUUAUAGUGGGAAAGGCUUCCAAGUGUAUUUGGUUCAGCAGUUGUUCACCAUUCACAGUUUUAUUAUAGUCUUUUAUUGAGUGGAAUUUCAUGCAUUAGAGUGUGUGAUACGUUAAUUGAAAAUAUUUAGUUUGUGGACCAGUUUUGCCACAUCCCUUCUCUCGUUAAGCAUAAAUACAUAUAAAAUAGAUGCAUCUUGCUGAAGAAUUUGCAGUUAUA